Geosmithia morbida is the source of this 2247-nucleotide messenger RNA. Its product is annotated as GMC oxidoreductase. Lineage: Eukaryota; Fungi; Ascomycota; Sordariomycetes; Hypocreales; Bionectriaceae. The coding region runs from base 1 to 2247 and encodes 748 amino acids. Gene Ontology annotation, molecular function: long-chain-alcohol oxidase activity; flavin adenine dinucleotide binding. The transcript is spliced from 3 exons. The record is from RefSeq and is a predicted model, not a curated record.
AUGGCUACAGACUUGCAGAUACCUCUUCCCACACCUGUCGUGGCUCUGGACCCUGGGCUUGACCUUUCCCCUUCCCAAUGGGAGGUCCUACUCUCUCUGUGCGACGCUGUUAUCCCCGAGAUCCGUCCGCGUGGUCUCUCCCAUGGCGGUCACUCCCAUGGUGGUCACCAUGCGGACAAGGCUCUGUGCCUUGAGAGAGACGAGUUCAACACGCUCACCGGACAGCUGCGCCGUGUCGCCGAUCCGUCCAAGUCUGAGCAGGUGGUCGUCGACUUCCUUGCCGAGACGCCGUCCAAGAAUCCUGACUUUUGCGAGAUGAUGCGCAUCCUCCUCUUUCGCUCUCUGUCCUCUGACAGCAGGGCCCGGUUGGUCAGGGUUCUCAGCGUGCUAAGCACUUCGAUGGGAUCCAUGAUUCUCGCGUCGAGCGUGACGCCUGUGCAUCGCCUCCCGCUCGCUGCCCGCGAGAAGAUCCUCCAGUCGUGGGCGACGUCGUCCCUUGGCACCUUUCGCAUGCUGAAAGCAUCGCUCACCCUGCUCACAAAGCAGGUCUGGGCACGCACCAGUCCCACACUGGAGAAGCUCGUCGGUGUCCCCCGCAUCCCGGUAGAGUGCCCGACCGCGGUAGGUGGCUACGAGUACAGCUUCCUCCAGUUCCCGCCCGGGGAGAAGGAUCAGGUCAUCGAGGCCGACGUCGUCAUCGUCGGCAGUGGCUGCGGCGGCGCCGUGGCGGCCAAGAACCUCGCCGAGGCUGGGCUGCGCGUCGUCGUCGUCGACAAGGGCUACCACUGGACCACGGAGUAUUACCCUACCGGCCUCGACACUGGAACUUCCCAUCUCUUUGCCAAUGGAGGGUCCAUUAUCUCCGAGGACGCAUCAACAUGCGUCGUCGCAGCCUCGGCCUGGGGUGGCGGCGGCACCGUCAACUGGUCUGCCUCGCUUGAGCCCCAAGGCUACGUCCGACGCGAGUGGGCCUCCGAAGGUCUCCCGCUCUUCACCUCUCUCGGCUUCCAAGAGUCACUGGACCGCGUAUGUGACGCCAUGGGCGUGUCGACGGACAACCUCGAGCACAACCUGGCCAACCGCAACAUUCUACAGGGCUCGCGCAAGCUCGGCUGGGCGCACAAGGCCGUCCCGCAAAACACAAAGGGUCUCAAGCACACGUGUGGCGCGCUGUGCACCAUGGGCUGCCGUCAGUCGGCCAAGCAGGGACCCGCCGUGGCGUUCCUGCCCAAGGCCGCCGAGGCGGGGGCCACGCUGAUGGAGGGCUUCGACGUGCACAAGGUCAUCCUCGAGAAGCGCGGGUCCAGGACGGUGGCCGUGGGCGUCAAGGGCACGUGGAGGUCCCGGGACGUGCACGGCGGGGUGGCUGAUGCGUCGACGGUGACGUCGCGCAGGGUGGUCAUCAAGGCCGGCAAGGUGAUCGUCUCGGGGGGGAGCAUGUACACCCCGCUGCUGCUGCUGCGGUCGGGCCUGAAGAACAAGCACAUUGGCAAGAACCUUCACCUGCACCCCGUCAACUUCGUGGGCGGCAUGUUCGACGAGCCCGUAGUCCCGUGGGAGGGUCCCAUCCUGUCAUCCGUGUGCUCCGAGUUUGAGAACCUCGACGGCAAGGGCCACGGCGUCAAGCUCGAGACGACAUGCAUGUCCACCUUCGCAUGGAUGAGCUGGCUCGUGUGGAACGGCGGCCUUGAGUACAAGAAGCUGGCCGGCAGCACCCGUCAUAUGAGCGGGUAUAUUAGCGUCUGCCGCGACCGCGACACGGGUUCCGUCUUCCCCGACCCCGUCGACGGCCGUUGCCGUGUGCAGUAUCACCCCUCGCUGUUCGACAAGAACCACAUCCGGGAGGGUCUCGUCGGCCUCGCGCGCAUCAACUACGUCCAGGGGGCGCGCGAGAUCUUCACCACCAUCCCCGGCGCGCCCCACUGGGUCCGCGACGAUGAACUCGACCGCCAGGCGCUGGACGCCAGCUUCGACGAGUACACCAACCGUAUCCGCGAUUUUGUCUACCCGGUCGAGACGCUGUUCGUGUCAGCCCACCAGAUGGGGUCGUGCCGCAUGUCGUCGUCACCCAAUACGGGCGUCGUCGACCAGUUCGGCCGCGUGUGGGACGUGGACGGGUUGCACGUCAUGGACGCCAGUGUUUUCCCUUCGGCAAGCGGAGUGAAUCCGUUCGUCACUACAAUGGCCAUUUCCGACUCGUUGAGCAGGGCGAUGGCCGACAAGUGGGAUCAGAAGGGCAAGCUUUGA